Dreissena polymorpha is the source of this 5896-nucleotide messenger RNA. Its product is annotated as E3 ubiquitin-protein ligase MYLIP-like. Gene Ontology annotation, biological process: ubiquitin-dependent protein catabolic process. The transcript is spliced from 6 exons. The record is from RefSeq and is a predicted model, not a curated record. Gene Ontology annotation, cellular component: cytoskeleton. Bases 93 to 1523 code for a protein of 476 amino acids. Gene Ontology annotation, molecular function: ubiquitin-protein transferase activity. NCBI's taxonomy places the organism in Eukaryota, Metazoa, Mollusca, Bivalvia, Myida, Dreissenidae.
GUCGUAGUCAGUUCACAAUGAAAUCUUGGUUAAGUCGGACGUUACAAUACUUUGGUGUGUUAUUUAUCGUUUAUGUUUAAGGAAUAAACAUCAUGGAGUUUUUUGUGACUUUGGCAAACUCGACAGUAGUGGAUAUUGUUGUCCAUCCCAAGGGGAAGGGACAAGAUUGCAUGGACAAAAUCUGCAAUGUACUCGGUAUCAUAGAACAGGACUAUUUUGGUCUCCUGUACAAGGGCAGUAAAGGAGAGAACCUGUGGUUGAAUUUAAGAAAUCGCCUGGACCGACAGUUGUUUGGGCAGCCACCAUAUAGACUGCAGUUCCGUAUAAAGUUUUUUGUUGAGCCACACAAUUUGCUGACUCCCAGCUCACGUCAGCAGUUUUACGAACAAGUGAAAUCUGAACUAGAAUCACAGAAACUGACGAUCGAGCCAGGCGAACAUGUGAAAGAACUGGUGGCCUUGAUCUCACAAGUUGAGUAUGGCAAGUUUGACAGAAGGACCAACCAGAUGAACUUGUACAAAUCAUUGUUGACUAGUAUAGCAAAACAUGUAGAGCCAACCCCUGAACUAGUUGACAGUAUUAUUGAAUGUCAUAAAGAUCUAAGAGAUCUGAGUAAAGACUCGGCACUGACCCAAGUUCUCCAGUUGGCAGAAGAAAUGCCGAAUUAUGGCACGGAAUUUUACGAGGCAACCUCUGCUGAUUCUGAUGUGAACCAUGUUGGAAUCUCACCCAGUGGAGUGUGCUUGCUAAACUCUAACAUGGACUUGAUAGAAAGAAUCCUCUACCCCAUGAUACUGAAGGCAGAGCACCAUGGUAGAGUUGUAGUGCUGAAAGUCGUGAAUGACAACGGCACAUUUCGAGACCUCGAGUUCCGUCUCAUAUCACAUCCGUCAGCUAACUCCAUGUAUCGGUGUAUCACUGAGAUGCACUCGUUUUUCUUCUGUGAUACAGUACAGCCUGAGGUGUCCACCCAGUUUUGCAGAGACUUUAAAGGGACGCUGGCCUCAUUGUUUAAUGAAAAGACUAAAUUAGGUCUGGAUUAUGUCUUUGACAUCAAGCGCACCCUGAGAGAGGCCCUAGACCAUACAAGGAGGGUCAUGUUUAAGGCAAACUUGAACACACCCUCUGGAGAUGCUUGCCCUUCACCCAAGCGGGAAAACUCGGACUGCGAAUUCGAGCAGUUGAAUGUAGAGAAGCGAUGUCAGGUUCUGGAAGAGACAAUAGAGCGUAUCAGUGAGACAUACCGAUGCUGUGUGUGUCGCGACAACGAACUGUCAGCUGUUCUCAUUCCCUGCGGACACCCAACCUGUCUGGACUGUGGCAAGCAACUUUCAUUAUGCCCACUGUGUCGAGCAAAGAUAGAGAAUGUACAGCAAUUGUUUUUACCUGCCAUCAAUUGUCGGGGUGCGACAGGAACAAGUAGCAUCUCGCUGAAAACUGGCAACAACACCUCCAAGCACAGACAUUGUCAUAAACGGAAACGUGAAGCCGACAUCGACAAUACUGAGUUGACUCCUCAAUGAUAGGGGAGGUAACUCUAGUUUACAAGGCCGGACAACAAAUAUGUGCUUUAUAUUCCAAGUGUUGCCAUGAGUGUGUUGAAAACUUAAAACUGUGGCGUGGAAAUUUUAUUCCAUACUCGACUACCCUAAAAAACAUCUUUUUUGUAGUCACAGAUUUAGAGAGAAGUGUAGUUCAUGUAUAUAUGUACAAGUGUGAUGGUUUUCAUGUUGGUCUCAUUUUAGUAUUGUAUUAGUUCUAUUUUUAAUGUAGAUGUAGUUGAUGUGUAAAUAAUAAUGUAUUUGUGCCUCUAGUAGACACACAUGGUAACAGAUACCUUUCUUAUGCUCCCUAGGCUUAAUUUUGCGGGGAAAUUCAUUUUCACUUUUGUAAUAUUGUAGUUCAAUUAUUUUUAUGAAUAAUAACACAGGUUAGGGAAGAAUGUUUUACAAUUUAACUUUUUCAAAAGAAUCAUGUUUUUUUUCGAGCCAUAUUAAUGCACAGACAGAAUGAUGCCAUUAUUCUGUGUUACAGCUUUAUUGUAUCAACGAGGGAAUAAAGCUACAUGUAAGUGUCAGCCAUAAGGGUUUUUUUUGACCAAACAUGUACAAGGAGUGGAUAAUUGAUGGAGUCUCACUUGGAAAACUGGACUGAAUGUAUGUGUAUGAAUUGUCAUUUCAGAUUAGCCUAUGCAGUUCAGCAUAGGCUAACAAGGGACAAUACUUUCCGCCUGAAUUGGAUUUUUGUUUAAAGUAAACUUCCUUUUAACAAAAAAUUCAAUAAAAGCCAAAAGUGUUGUACCAGAUAAGCCUUAACCCUUUGCAUGCUGGGAAAUUUGUUGUCUGUUAAAAUGUCUUCUGCUGUAUUUCUAAAAUAAUCAUUUUCUUUGAAUUUUUUCAAAGAAUACUAUCAGAAUAGCAAACAGUUUGGAUCCAGAUGAGACGCCACGUUCUGUGGCGUCUCAUCUGGAUCCAAACUGUUUGCAAAGGCCUUCAAAAUUCGGUUCCAGCACUUAAAGGGUUAACAACACAUACACACAGUCCAGUUUUCAAGUGCGAGACUACAAUGAUAUGUUUGCCCAUUUAAGACGAGAUGAGGAUCUUCAUUUUGGGGGUUUAUCUGUACAAAUCAUUCCAUUCUUAAAACAGGGUCUUUACAUGUAUGUACAUAAUUUAAAUUUUAUUUCAUACUGGCAAAAAUGUUUUUGUUGUUAAACCGCAAAUACACCUUUAUUUAUUUAUUCCGUAUUGUGUUUUUAAACGUUUAUAGUUUUUGUGCAAUAGGUUCACUUUUGUGUUAGCGUUUCCUUCUGUAAUUUUAGUCCCUUUAUAUAUCACAUACAUGUGUUGUAUAAUGUUUAAUAGUUCUAUGACUUGUGUUCACAUGUCAGACAUUUAUGACAUUACAUGAAGUAAAAUCAUAUAAAUCAUAUACAUGUACCAAGAUUCAUCAACUUUUUUAAAAAACUUUUAAUUUCAGAAGUUAUUCUGUUUUGAAUUGUCUUUUGUUCUCUGAUAUUAUUUAAAUAUUUUAACAUUAUAUUUAUUUUGUGUAAAUACAUAUGCAUUUUAAUGUACGUUGAACGUAUAUUUGAGCCGCAGUUUGGGAAAUGGGUCUUAAUGCAUGUGGAUAAAGUGUCAUUCUAGAUAAGUCUGUGCAGUCUACACAGGCUUAUCAAGGACGACACCUUCCACUAAAAACUUUUCGUGAAAAGGAAGUCUCUACUUUUUAAAAUUCAGUUUAGCUGGAAAGUGUCAUCCUUGUGGAUUGCACAGGCUUAUCUGGUUCAAGCACUUGCAUUAAGCCCCAUUUUUUGAAGAGCAAUCCUCAUAUACAAUAUAAAUUUCCAUGUACUUUGCAGUUAUUUGUUGGUGUUAGGUGUAAAUAUAGUGAUGUUUGUUGUUGUGUAUCGGUACACACUGUGAUUUCUGGUGCUAUGUGAAACAAGUAGAUGUUACAAGUUGAUUAUUUCCUUGUGAUUAUAAACUGUGGUACUUUAGUAAGGUCUUACGCAAAUAUACAAUGAACAAUGAUGUUUUUGCAAAUAAAUGAUAAUUGACAUUAACAUGUUUUAUAGAUGACAAAAAUGUGUAGAUUAGCACAUGUUUUAAUCUUUUCUGAAAUGUUCAUUUAAGUGGAAUUUUUCAUCCGACUGUUUUUAAGAAGAAUGUAAUGAAUACCCAUAAACAUGUUUUAGAAAUAGUAUUGAAUGCCAUUAGACUUGUUUUUAUAAGGACUUAUUGAAGACUGUUUUCAAAAUCAGCAGCACAAAAGCUUGUCACAAUAACGGGAAUUACAUAUCUAACAUUAAGGGCAGAGUGUAAAAAAUAAGUCAAGAAGAAGCACACUGAUUUUCUUGAAUAAUAUUUUUUUAAGAUUGUUCAUGGGUCUGGUUAAUUGUUGUUCUCUAAAAUAAAUUAAAAUCAAAAUAUUUUGUGUGAUAUGAGAAGUAUUUUGGAUGUAGUAUAAUUUCAUUUGACGAGAUUUAACUAUGCAUUGAUUAUUUAGUUCUUUUUGACAGAACAGAUCCUAAUUUGUUGGCAAGAACUUAAAUGUUCACAGAUUGGAUUAAGUUCCAUAUUUGUAAAAUAACAGGUUAAAAAGAUACCUUCCUAUUUGUGAAAUAAUGUUAUGCUGAAAUGAAAUAUGUUAAUUACCAGUAGAUCUGAUUGCUAAUGUAUUUGAUGCAUAAACCUUGCACAUUUCCUUUGACUUUCUGCAAUUUGUGGUACUCAUCAUUUAAGGACCUUUGCACAACUUGAUAAAAUGAACAUUUUUGUAUAUUUUUUCAUCAGUUUAUCUUAAAUCUGAUUUUAUAUUACCAGUUGCAUAUAAGCCUAGCUCUUGGUAAACAGUGCUUGAGCAGUCUAAUCAGGGACAGAACUUUCCAUCUUAAUUGGUAUUUUAAUAAGAAGGGUGAUGGGUCACUUCCUUUAAAGAAAAAUUCCAUAAAAGCUGAACGUUUAGCCUUUGCGGAUUGCACAUGCAUAUCUGGGACAACACUUUACGCACAUGCAUUAAGCCCUGUUUUCCCAGACCAUGGCUCAAACAUUUUAUGGGGAUUGUGGUUUGCCUUAGUCUGGCAACUAUACUUUGUUUACAUGAUUAGGUUACAUUUAAGUCUUAAUGCUACAUUAUUAGGUUACACUAUAGUCCCAUUUCUAAUAGUGUAAACUAACCUUACUCCCUAUCUCUCCUUUACACUCCUUCUGACAAUAUUGUUCGGGUGUGUUUUGUGCAAUAUAUUUUAUCCUUUUAAAACAGUGUUGUAUUGAAACAUUGAAAGAAAAUGGCGACUUCGCAGUUUUGUUCCUCUGAAACUUACAAAGCUUUAAUGUUAACUUUUUUUCUAACAAUUCCUUCUCUUGAGCACCUGGGCAAAUAUAAAUAUUAUUUCUUAGAAAUGACCCAAAAGGGCCGUUUUUUUUCCAAAAAUCUUCAAAGAUUAAAAAAUAUAUCAUAUUUGUUUCAUUAAGAGUAAAAACAUUGAGGAAAACUAUAAAUAAUAAUUACAUCCCAAAAGCUGCAAAUAACACUUAAGUUCCAACAUGUCUCAAGGGCCUUUGGGUCCGCAUGUGUAAUAUUUUACAUUAUCUUCGAGACGCAUUGUUGGUUUGAAUUUAAAUAAAUUAUUCUUAAUAUGCUAAUGCCAUUCAAGAUCGCUCUUUGUUAGUAUAUAUCCAUAUAUCAUACUUUUAUAGUUGCACUGUUUUGUGAAACUGGUUGUACAUGUAGGAUAUUAUCACAGAACCAGUCGGUCAAGGUAAACGUUAAAUAAUAAUGUGAAUGUUCUAUUUAUGUUACUGUAUGUUAUUUUAACUUAUAGCAUAUAUUUUUUCCUAUAUCACAGUUAUAUUUCUGCAUAUCUGUAUAGUAUUUUGUAAUUGCAAAAUGACCAGCCCUGUUUUUAUGACUUAAAGUACAAAGAUGCAUAACAAAAAAGUAUGGAAUAUGAGACUAGUAUGGAAAAAACGGGGUUUAUUGCAUUUGCCUAAAUGAUGUUAUCAGAUAAGCCAGUGCAGUCACCAAAGGCUUAUCAGGGAGGACGCUUUAGCCAUGACUGGAUUUUCUUAUAGGAGAGAUAUAGUUUAGACGUUAAUAAAAAGCAAGCAGGUCUGGGAUGACUCUUUAGGCACAUGCAUUAAGUCUGGUUUUCCAAGAGCGAUGAUCAUAUCUUUAUAUAUUAGUUUAAUGUGACUAAGAUUUUGUUUACAAGUAUUUUGAAAACUGCCGUGAUUGGGCAGUGAUUUUUUAGGUACUGGGCCAAAUACCUCGUUUUGUAUACAAGCAGUAGUCAGAUCUGGUAUCUGUGACCACUUGACCUUUUAUUUCAUUUUGUUUAUCAUGAUGUGCAAAUGAUUUAUUUUGUGAAAAUAAAAGAAAGGAAAGACAUAAA